GAAAAAUCACGUGCGCACAUAUGUGAGGAGGGGGGCGAAACUCUUGUGGAGACAUCUCUGUAUGCUUAUAUACGGUCGAUUUCCUGAAAUCACUGCUCUGUCAAAGGAGUUAAUUGGUCCAACAAUGUCACAUUGGCAGAGGUUAUUAUCAAGAAUGCAUCACUUCCAAGCUGUGUCAAUGCAGGCACAGACGGUAUACACACGCAUUUUGUCACAUCGGACCCGACAUGUCAGCACCGGAGUAUCAACAAGAAGUGACCUCUUAAAAAGUCUAGAGCUUCACAUGAAAAACAUGCGCAAAAAGGCAGCAGCGGCUCUACCAGGUAGUGACUGGAGCCCCUAUGAGAUGACACCUGGGCUCCCACCAGAGAGAGUGGAUAUCUUAAUUGUUGGUGGGGGAGUUGUGGGAUGGUCGAUAGCCUACUGGCUAAAGAGGAAAACAAGACCACGGGACUCUUUGCGAGUGCUGGUUGUGGAAAAGGAUCCUACAUAUGCCCAGGCCUCUACUGUGUUGUCAGCUGGAGGAAUUCGACAACAGUUUUCUUUGGCAGAGAACAUACAACUCUCUCUAGCAUCUGCUGACUUCUUGAAGAAUAUCAAUGAUCAUCUUGGUGUGCUCAAUGAAGAUCCCGUGGACUUGCAGUUCAACCACUCAGGGUACCUCUUCGUAGCAAGUGAAAAGGGGGCGCAUGUUAUGGAAGCAAACUAUCAGACCCAAAGGUAUGCUGGUGCCAAAGUCAAACUUCUGUCUCCAACACAGCUCAAAGUCAUGUUUCCAUGGAUUAAUACUGAUGGAGUGGCACUAGCCUCUUACGGUCUUGAGAAUGAAGGCUGGUUUGACCCCUGGACACUCCUCUAUGCUUUCAGACGCAAAGCUUUGUCAAUGGGAGUUGAGCAGUGCUUUGGAGAAGUCACAGGUUUUAAUCACAGAGUUCACUCCGUAGAAAACAAAGAGAUGGGACGACUUCACAUCAAAAGGAUUACUCAUGCAAAUGUGCAGAUGCCAAACAGUAUAGAAUUCCAGCCUGUAGAGUGUACUGUUGUGAUCAAUGCAGCAGGUGCCAAUUCUGGAAAAGUAGCAGAAAUGGUUGGUAUUGGCUAUGGCCCGCAAGGAAUGGUGAAAGGGACUCCUAUACCAGUUGAACCCAGAAAAAGAUACAUCUAUGUGGUACACUGUCCACAUGGACCAGGAAUGGACACCCCUUUCUUAGUUGAUUACUCAGGAGUAUAUCUCAGAAGGGAGGGACUUGGAGGGAACUACAUCACUGGACUGUCACCCGAUGAGGUAGAAGAGCCGAACUCUACAAACCUUGAUGUUGACCAUGAUUUCUUCCAUGAAAAAAUCUGGGCAAAUUUGGCUCAUCGUGUUCCUGCUUUUGAAUGUUUAAAGGUUACAAGUGCAUGGGCUGGUUUUUAUGACUACAACACCUUUGAUCAGAAUGGCUUAUUGGGAAUCCAUCAUCAAGUGCGAAAUAUGUAUUUUGCCACUGGAUUUAGUGGACAUGGGCUGCAACAGUCUCCUGCCAUUGGUCGCGCCAUGGCUGAGCUUAUUUUAGACGGAAGCUACCAAACUCUGAAUCUUAGUGCCCUGGAUGUUAAGAGGAUUUUUUAUGAAGAACCCUUAUUAGAGAAAAAUAUUGUAUGACGGAAUUGUAUUGUGAUGCCAUGGCUGAGUUUAUUUAAGGUGAAAGCUAUUAAUAUAGUGUUUUUAAGCCAUGCUAUGUACUCAAUAAACACAGAUCUGCUAUUAAAUAAA
Molecule: messenger RNA, 1756 nt
Organism: Sardina pilchardus (European sardine)
Lineage: Eukaryota; Metazoa; Chordata; Actinopteri; Clupeiformes; Clupeidae
Gene: foxred1
Product: FAD-dependent oxidoreductase domain containing 1
Exons: 11
Coding region: 62-1645 (527 amino acids)
Biological process (GO): mitochondrial respiratory chain complex I assembly
Cellular component (GO): cytoplasm
Molecular function (GO): oxidoreductase activity
Source: RefSeq, a predicted model, not a curated record